AGCCGGAGCCGCGGCCAGAGCUGCUGCGGACGCCAUGGAGGCUGGGGCCCUGGCUGUGCUCUGGGUGCUGGUGGCCGUGGGCUGGGGGCAGCCCAUCGCCCCUCAGGUGCCCCCCCCGUGCCUCCCCCCGCUGCCCCCCCGCGACUGCCAGGACGUUCACGCCGGGGGGGGCCGCGGGGACGGCGUUUACCUCAUUUACCCCGGGGGGGCCGGGGGGCGCCCCGUCCCCGUCUACUGCGACAUGACCACGCUGGGGCACGUCUGGACGGUGUUCCAGCGUCGCUUCAAUGGCUCCGUCAGCUUCUUCCGAGGUUGGAGCGAUUACCGUGACGGCUUCGGCCGCGCUGACGGCGAGUACUGGCUGGGGCUGCAGUGGCUGCACCUCCUGACCCCCAUUGCCCCCCUGACCCCCCACUGCCCCCCAUUGCCCUCCUGA
This is a messenger RNA of Colius striatus (speckled mousebird), 436 nucleotides long. Its product is annotated as microfibril-associated glycoprotein 4-like. Gene Ontology annotation, biological process: elastic fiber assembly. The coding region runs from base 35 to 436 and encodes 133 amino acids. Lineage: Eukaryota; Metazoa; Chordata; Aves; Coliiformes; Coliidae. The transcript is spliced from 5 exons. The record is from RefSeq and is a predicted model, not a curated record.